Molecule: messenger RNA, 821 nt
Organism: Mycetomoellerius zeteki
Lineage: Eukaryota; Metazoa; Arthropoda; Insecta; Hymenoptera; Formicidae
Exons: 4
Coding region: 29-508 (159 amino acids)
Source: RefSeq, a predicted model, not a curated record
AUUUUGGGGAUAGAGAGAUGAAAUUUGUAUGCAUAGCUUUUGCCGACAAUAUCAGUACGGUAACGGUAAUCGAAAUAAACUGGAGGAGCCGACAACACGGCGGGAUGAUGAUGACUUCUCUCUGGUAACUGUAACAAGCAUUUCCCUUCAGGAGAGCACAGGCAGUACCUUCACUGGGUCAGUCUAUACAAAUUGGGAAGAGAAAUUCGCCUGUCACUCAUUACAGGGCCGAGAUCGCGUUUUCAGCUGUCGGAAGAGGAGGACUCACUUCGGUGAUGGAGUCUUCAGCGCACCAGCUGGCGUCUGUGCGCGUCAUGUUACUUCGUCAGUCAUUCGUCGUAAUACAGGCGAUUCUCGGCUCGUGUUCGUUUGGCCGCAGAAAGCCAGUCGGACUCUUCACCUAUGGCCUGGAGAAUUCUUACCCACAUGUCUACCGCAGACCAUGCCAAUUACUCUACCGCCGGUCAAAUGUAACGUCAUUGAGCCGCGUUGGUACGAUAAUAACUGAAUUCCUGCAUCGCUUAAUUAUGUUUGCAUAAAUACAUGUCUUCGAUACCGCGACUAUGAUUUUAUUAAAACACUAUACCAUCUUCGAUAAAAGAAAAUUACUUCGUUUGGAAGCCUUUUUAAUUGCAUUCAUAAUUCGUUUUAUUAACGAGAAAAGACUUGCAUUUGGGAAAACAGUUUCGCACAGUUUCAAGUUGAAUGAAGACAAUGAUCUCUAUGAUCUAAAUUUAAAAAGUUAUAUACAUGCUCGGGCCUCAUAAUUAAAGUCUGUUUAUAUUAUGGAAGGUAAUAAUUCAGUAACAUCCGUUCAGUAA